Molecule: messenger RNA, 630 nt
Organism: Thermothielavioides terrestris NRRL 8126
Lineage: Eukaryota; Fungi; Ascomycota; Sordariomycetes; Sordariales; Chaetomiaceae
Exons: 1
Coding region: 1-630 (209 amino acids)
Source: RefSeq, a predicted model, not a curated record
AUGGCAACCUGGCUGUCCGCCGCCGAACUCCAACCCCGCCAAACCCGCGUCGUCACUCAGACCAUCACGCGCCCGUUCACCACCAUCACCGCCGUCGUCACCCUUGGCGACGGGCCCACCACCAGCACUUCUCUCCUUCCAACCGCGACCAGCACUCCCGGACCCCCUUCAACCCCGGACCCCGCAACCGCGCUCUCCGCCGACGCUGACGCGCUUACGCCCUCCCAGCUGGGCGCCAUCCUCGGCGCCGUCCUCGGCGUCGCCUUCGUCGUCCUGCUGGUAUGCUGCAUCCUGUCGCUGCAGCGGCGGCGGCGGCAGGCGCUGCGCGAGCAGGAGAUGUACUACUACUACGGCGGCGGCGGCGAGGAAGAGGAGAGCGAGUACAGCGAGAGCGAGGUGGUGAGGCAGGAAAGGGUGCGGCGAACGCCGGCGUGGAACCGGCGUCACCCGCAGCCCCAGCCGGUGUACUCGUCGUGGGACCAUGGCGCCCCUGGAGCGGCGGGCUUCGGCGGCGCCGGCAGCACGUGGACCACGGUGCCGCCGCCCGUGAGGUUCCCGCCUACGCCGCGGUAUACGCCGUAUCGGCAGACCAGGGAGAGGCAGAUUCAUGGCGUGCAGAGAUAUCCUUGA